UCUAUCAAUAUCAAUAAGAUUGAAAAUUUCAGUUAUAUAAAAAGUUAACCCAAAUUUCUAUCUCUUGAGAAAGAAACCAAGAAAUACAAUUCUAAGAACCCUAACUUUAAUAAGCCUGGGUCGAAGAAUUCUAAUCGUAAGAUCAAAGCUUUUAGACACAUCUAUGGAUGCUCAACAACAACAGCAACAACAAUACCAAUAUCAAUAUCAAGCUCCAAGUGAUCCAGUUGCAUCUCAAUCUUAUGACCCUUCUCAGAUUCAAUCAUAUGAUCAAUCUUAUUAUGCUUAUCAAUAUCCUUCCAGUCAUUACAAUCAAACCCAACAACAACAAGAUUAUUCAUCGUAUUAUUACCAAGAUUAUUCAACUUAUCAAACCCAAAUUCCGACUGCUGAUCCCAAUUCGAUUCACCCACCUGGGGUUCCUAUUACUGCUGAUUUGCAACAAACCCAUAUUCAAAAUGCCCAACAUUUGUAUUACCCACAUGGAGUUGUUGCCUCUCAAAAUCCCCCUCAACAUGUUUUUUCGCAGGAAAGGGAUGGAUUUAUCCAGAUUUUAGUUCUGGCGUUACUUGUGCGCUGCUUCUUUCCUACAAAGAUUGGAGCUGUUUUGACAUCAGCACGUUAUGGUGGAAAAAGAUUUGAGGCUGGAGGCAGUCAACCUGGUCGGUCUAUGAGAGGGCGUGGUGCAUUUGGUCGUCAUGGUAGAGGGAGAGGUGGUGGCCGUGGUAAGCCACAGGCUACAAGAUCAUCUGCACCUGUGACUAAUGCUGGUGCUCAAUCUGUGGCAUCAUCUGCUGCUGAGGGCCAAGCUGCUACAAGUAAGCAACCUGUGGCUUGGUGUGAAAUUUGCAGAACUGAUUGUACAACACUUGAAGUUCUAGAGCAGCAUAAGAAUGGAAAGCGACACAAAAAGAACUUGAAAGUGCACGAGGACUUGCAGAAUCUAAGCAGACAACUGACAAUGACUAAACCUGACACAAUUCCUGACCAAGCUACUGAAGGGUCGACUGCAAAUCAUCCUCCCAGUGACAAUGUUGCCUCUGUGCAAGUUGGUGUAGAGAAUGGCUCUGGAUCUUCAGGGCUGUUACCAUCUCAAGAAUCAGUUAGGAUGGAUAACUUUGGUGGCAGGGGUGGUUUUAAGCGGAAAUUGAGAGGGGGUCGUGGUGGGAAGUUGAUGAGAGCCUUUGAUGGGUCAAGGAGGCCUGUGGAACCUCCAAAACCUAAACAGGUGGCUUCUUUAAUCUGUGAAUUAUGUAAUGUAAAAUGUGAGUCUCAGGUUGUUUUCCAAAGCCAUGUAGUCGGGAAAAAGCACCUGGCAAACUUGAAGCGUUUCCAAGGCCAUAAAGAGGCGCUCGGAGAUGCGGUGCAGGCACUAUACCCUUCUUUUAAUAUCAUUUCAUCGACCUCCAGCAUUCCGCAAGUCAAUCAACAGGGAGUCAAUCAACAGAUUAACCAGGAUGCUCAAGCCCUUGCAUCGAUGAUGCUCAGUCAACAAAACCUGCAAGAUCCGCAAGCUGCGCAGACAGCUUUGGCAGAGCUUCUUCACCAGCAUGGCAUUCAUGAUGCUCAGACUCUUAUUGCUCAGUUGGUCCCAUAUUUAGUUGCUCAAUUUCAAGCACCUGGAGCAUUACCUGUCCCAGUAGCUGGAUUUGCAAUGCCUGGACAGAAUCCUGCGAGUCAAGAAGCACAUGUCCAUUCUGGAACUCAGAGCGAUAAUGUUGCUGUUGAAAACCAAACCGAAGCACAAAAUGUGACAAGUAAUACUGAUUCCCAAACUGCUGCAGAAGAGAACAAGCCUACUGUUGAUGUCCUACCAGAAAAUAAAAGCCAGCACUGACAUUGACAUUCAUCUGAGCGCAUAUAGUUAGGUCCCCAUUCAAGAGCAUGUAUUGAGUACGUUUUCAGAUGCGUCAAAUAACAACAGCUAGAUGUACUUAAAUUGUUGAACAUGAUUGACUUGGCUUUAUUUUCAAUGCAACAUCUUGCUUUUGCAAGAAUAUGGUGUUUAGACAUUUAGAAUUUAAGAUUCCAGAACUUUUGAGGUUGCAACUUUUUGGAGUUUUGGUCAUUACAAACUAUGAAGUAGCAACUUUGAUUGUGUUAUUGUUCAAUUGAAAUGACUUGGGACAAAAUUAUGGUAUUGGUAUUUUUCAUGUAAUAUUUUUUGUAACUUGUAUAGACCUGUUAAUUGAUCAAUUAGGUCGAUCGAGUUUGACCAAAAAAAAAAAAUGGGUUAGGUCGGUCGGGUCUCAGUUGGUUGAUUGGCAUUGUGUACUUGUAUAGUUUUAUAUAAUGAAGGUGACC
This is a messenger RNA of Amaranthus tricolor (Joseph's coat), 2304 nucleotides long. RefSeq lists its product as uncharacterized. Gene Ontology annotation, molecular function: zinc ion binding; nucleic acid binding. The record is from RefSeq and is a predicted model, not a curated record. The transcript has 4 exons. Bases 164 to 1837 code for a protein of 557 amino acids. Lineage: Eukaryota; Viridiplantae; Streptophyta; Magnoliopsida; Caryophyllales; Amaranthaceae.